Messenger RNA from Juglans microcarpa x Juglans regia, 1230 nucleotides. Its product is annotated as ankyrin repeat-containing protein ITN1-like. The coding region runs from base 1 to 1230 and encodes 409 amino acids. Gene Ontology annotation, molecular function: protein binding. Lineage: Eukaryota; Viridiplantae; Streptophyta; Magnoliopsida; Fagales; Juglandaceae. The record is from RefSeq and is a predicted model, not a curated record. The transcript is spliced from 4 exons.
AUGGGAUGGAAUGAGAGGGAAAUUGUUUCCAAACGGAAGAAAAUAACGACGAAAAAUGAACCCGAGACUGCAAUAUUAAUCACUGCCAGAAAUGGUGUUGCCGAAAUUGUGGAGAAAAUUCUGGAAUUGGUUCCGGUUGCCAUACACGAUGUGAAUGCAGAAAACAAGAAUGCAUUGCUGUUGGCAGUAGAGAACAGGCAACCCCAUAUAUAUAAACUCUUGUUGGAAAGAAAUACCCUGAAUAAAGACAGCGUGUUUCUUGUAGUGGAUAACGAAGGGAAGAAAAUAACGACGAAAAAUGAACCCGAGACUGCAAUAUUAAUCGCUGCCAGAAAUGGUGUUGCCGAAAUUGUGGAGAAAAUUCUGGAAUUGGUUCCGGUUGCCAUACACGAUGUGAAUGCAGAAAACAAGAAUGCAGUGCUGUUGGCAGUAGAGAACAGGCAACCCCAUGUAUAUAAACUCUUGCUGCAAAGAAAUAUCCUGAAUAGAGACAGCGUGUUUCGUGUAGUGGAUAAGGAAGGGAAUAGUGCCUUUCAUCUCGCGGCUAAGCUUGCAGCCUUUAAGCCUUGGCUAAUUCCUGGGGAAGCCUUGCAAAUGCAAUGGGAGAUGAAGUGGUAUGAGUUUGUGACCUCGUCCAUUCCCCCUAACUUCGUCCCGCGAUACAACAAAGAGCGCGAGACCCCAGAGGAAGUGUUCAUCAAAACUCACCGUACCCUCCUCAAUAAAGGUAGUGAGUGGUUAACCAAAACCUCCCAAUCCUACUCCGUCGUCGCAGCACUCAUAGCCACCGUGGCCUUCGCCACCUCCACCACAGUGCCUGGGGGCCUCAAGCAGGAUACCGGCAUUCCAACGCUGGAAAACAAACCCGCGUUCCAGCUCUUUGCCAUCUCAUCACUUGUUGCGCUCUGCUUCUCGGUCACGGCCUUGGUCAUGUUCCUUUCCAUCUUAACAUCAAGAAAUCAAGAGAGAGAUUUCGGAAAGGACUUGCCUAGGAAGCUUUUGAUAGGUCUAACGUCGCUGUUUUUUUCCAUAGCUGCGGUGUUGAUUUCGUUCUGCUCGGGACAUUUCUUUGUGGUACAAAAUAACGUCAAGUAUGUAGCAUUUGCAGUGUAUGCAGCAACAUGCCUGCCAAUAACUUUUUUCGCUGCAGUGCAAUUUCCGCUAUAUUUUGAUCUUAUUCAUGCUACCUUUACGAAGGUGCCACGACGAAGCUAUAAGGCAACUCUCUGA